Molecule: messenger RNA, 1489 nt
Organism: Trachymyrmex septentrionalis
Lineage: Eukaryota; Metazoa; Arthropoda; Insecta; Hymenoptera; Formicidae
Product: solute carrier family 35 member G1
Exons: 2
Coding region: 232-1278 (348 amino acids)
Cellular component (GO): membrane
Source: RefSeq, a predicted model, not a curated record
CUAAAUCUGAGGUCAAGAUUUUCGAAUACCUACAGACUUCUAUAAAUAGACUGCCGACUUCGUCUCUAUGUUUGAAGACAGCCUUGGACAGUUCCAUAUUUGUGUUCAUUUGUUGUGUAUAAAUCACACAACUAAUAUUAAUGUUUCUGUUUUCACAUAAAUUCACACUCAUACAAACAGAAUGUAUGUUACGCAUAUGUGAACUGAAACAAGAACAACUUGGAAUCAGAUAUGUCAGAGCAUGUGGAAUUGCAGCAUCUAGUGGAUGCUGAUGUGGAAAAUAACACAACAAAUCAUAAAAGAAAGUUUUUUACUCUGUUGUGUAAAUCAUGUCCUUAUAUGGGUCUAGUAUUAGCAACACUGUCGUCUCUAUUCUUUUCACUAUGUAGUGUAAUAGUUAAGAGCUUAGUCGAGAUAAAUCCAACAGAAAUGGCAAUCUUUAGGUUUUUUGGGGUAUUGUUACCAGCUAUACCAAUUGUGAUUUAUAAAGGUGAACAUCCUUUUCCAAAAGGCCAUAGACUGAUACUUAUUCUGAGAAGUUUUAUUGGUACAACAGGACUUAUGUUAAGUUUCUACGCAUUUAGACAUAUGCCGUUGGCCGAUGCCUCAGUUAUUGUAUUUUCUGUUCCUGUAUUUGUAGCAAUAUUUGCACGGGUAUUUUUGAAAGAACCUUGUGGAUUAUUUAACGUUAUUACUGUAUGUUUAACAUUGAUUGGUGUGAUAUUGAUUACACGACCGUCAUUAAUUUUUAGUCAUACUGUAGAAUCUCUCUCAGAUGGUCAAGUUAAGUCAGAACAUGCAGAUUUAUGGGGUGCUAUGGCUGCUUUCUCAGCUACUUUAUUUGGUGCAAACGCAUAUGUUUUACUACGAGCGUUAAAAGGUCUUCAUUUCUCUGUUAUAAUGACAAAUUUUGGUUCAUUUGCUUUGAUUCAAACUACGCUUAUAUCAUGGGCAAUUGGUGCAUUAUGUAUGCCACAUUGUGGGACUGAUAGAGUUUUAGUUGUUGCACUCGCACUGUUUAGUUUUGCAGGUCAAAUCUUGUUAACUUUAGCCCUUCAGAUCGAACAAGCUGGUCCAGUGGCCAUAGCAAGAUCUACAGAUAUUGUUUUUGCGUUUUUUUGGCAAGUAUUAUUUUUUAAUGAAAUACCAAAUAGAUAUUCUGUAGGCGGGGCUAUAUUAGUCACUAGCUCAGUUUUGUUAACAGGCUUAAGAAAAUGGGCUCUUUCUUUACCAGAAACGUCAAAUAUAAAAAAAUCUCUUGGAAUCUUAAUGAUAUAAAUAAUGACUUUUUUAUUUAAAAAAGAAAGGAACUAAAAUAAACUACAAGAAGGAAUGCUCAAGAAGCAGUUAUAUAUGAAAAAUAAUAUUACAAGUAAUAGCAAUUUAAACGUUUGCUUUAAAAUGUGUGAAUUUAUAUGUAACGUAUUUUAGAUCUAUUAAUUCUGUUAUUAGCAAAUUCCAAUGAUUAUUUGAAAAUUCUAAUAUUAAA